GGCCUCGGGGUUCAGAGGACCUUCUCAGCCCAGACUCUGGCUUCUCAGGGCAUUACUGACGCGACCACGCCAGAAAUUCCCGGGAAUUUACUCUUUCUCCGACUCCCCUGGCUUUUAGUCUUUGAUCACCUGACUUAUGUGACCAAUGAGAAGCGGCAAGAUCAAUACUUCCGCUUUUAUACCCGUAGCAAUCCACUAUGCUCGCCCUCGAAUUACUCUUAUUGGACCUCCUCUCUCAACUCGCCAGUUUAUUGGCCAGCGCUAUCGGGCCGCAAUCUAGGGUCGAAGGAUAGUGUCUGUCAGACAGCCGGGCAGCCAUGGCGUCUUAUUUCGAUGAACACGACUGUGAGCUGUCAGACCAUGAACAGGAGACCGGAUUCAAUAUGCUGUUGCAGCUCGCAAGAUCACUUUCCAAUAUGAUGGAUUUUGAAGACCUAGGAUUGGUAGUAGAUUGGGAUCACCAACUGCCUCCACCUGCUGCCAAAGCUGUGGUUGAAAACCUCCCCAGGACAGUUAUCAGCAGCUCUCAGGCUGGUGAGGACACUAAUUCCUUCUGCUAUUUGAGCUGCAUUCUGCCCUGGCUAAGCAAGACUAAUUCCUGUCCCCUGUGCCGCCAUGAGCUGCCUACUGAUGACGACGGUUACGAGGAGCACAGACGAGAUCAGGCUCGAAAGGAGCAGCAGCAGCAUCGACUGGAGAACCUCCACGGGGCCAUGUACAUGUGAGGAAGCAAAAGCCGAGCAUUCCUCCCCUCGCAUCUCUCUUGCACCUUAAUUCCUUAUUAAAGGUUUCUUUACCCACCCCG
Molecule: messenger RNA, 805 nt
Organism: Heterocephalus glaber (naked mole-rat)
Lineage: Eukaryota; Metazoa; Chordata; Mammalia; Rodentia; Bathyergidae
Gene: Rnf181
Product: ring finger protein 181
Biological process (GO): protein ubiquitination
Cellular component (GO): cytoplasm
Molecular function (GO): ubiquitin protein ligase activity
Source: RefSeq, a predicted model, not a curated record